This is a messenger RNA of Fukomys damarensis (Damara mole-rat), 1629 nucleotides long. It is a transcript of the gene Fcamr, whose product is annotated as Fc fragment of IgA and IgM receptor. The record is from RefSeq and is a predicted model, not a curated record. Gene Ontology annotation, molecular function: transmembrane signaling receptor activity. The transcript is spliced from 6 exons. The coding region runs from base 1 to 1629 and encodes 542 amino acids. Gene Ontology annotation, cellular component: plasma membrane. Lineage: Eukaryota; Metazoa; Chordata; Mammalia; Rodentia; Bathyergidae.
AUGAAAACGAAAAGCCCUUGGGCCUCCUCUAUCCAUUUCUUCCCUGACACAGAGAACCAGAAGGCCAUGCGCUGCGACCACAGUGCCACAGAUGGAGGGAACUCGGGCCCCGAGAGGACAGUUGGAACCAAGUCCUGCCAACCUCGGUCACAGAGAGUGACCAGAGGACAUCGCUGCAGCAGCCUCUCCUGGAGAGGAGCCCAAGGAACCUUGCUUCUGGACAGAGAUGGACGGAGGAGCCCCGUGGAAGCCCGGAGAAUGCAGGCCGCAAACGCACUGAAGGGCCCGAGGCUGGUGUCUGGGGAGCUCGGAGGAGCUGUCACCAUCCGGUGCCAUUACACACCCCUGUCCAUCAACAGGCACCAGAGGAAAUACUGGUGCCGCCUGGGGCCUCCGACAGGGACCUGCCACACCGUCGUGUCCACCAACCACUACACCCACCCCGGCUACCGUGGCCGUGCGGCUCUAGCAGACUUCCCCCAGAGCAGCGUGUUUGUGGUGAGGCUGUCCCAGCUGUCCACGCGUGACGAGGGACACUACCGCUGCGGCAUUGGGAACAGCAACAACGCGUUGUUCUUCAGUGUGAGUCUGACUGUCUCGGCAGGUUCCUCCAGGGCCAUCCCCACAGCCCCUCCAGCUGCUGGCGAGUUUCUCACAGAACCCUUUGGGGCAGCAUCACUAGCAGCCAACAGAUGGACUUCGGGAGCCACCCGGACUCUAGACGGACAGGGGACGAAGUGGGACAGAGCUGUUCCAACUACAGAGACCAGGAAAACCACAGCUUCAGCUCAGAGAAGACAGACCCCGGGGACCGUCAGGGCGGUAGCUCGGGGGGCGGACAGUGGUGCAGAAAGUUCCAUUCAGGCAACUGUCCCUGUCCCGCAAAGUCCAGUCUCAAAACUCGGAGGCCUGUCCAGUACCACAGAGGAUGUUUGGGGAUGGGGCACCUGGCGCUUGGUCACAGAGGGGGCUGGGCUCAGGGAGGGUGGAAAAGCUACUGGGACCGGGAAGCCCGGGGAGCAAACAGAAAGGACUGAAAUAGCUGGGGAUGCAGCCAGGAAGACCACAGGAACCAUCUCGCCAUCAGCCCAGGCCUGGGAAACUCUACCAGAAGCAGCUGUGGUUCCUAAGCAACAAGCACUGGUCUCCACUGAUGGAGCAAGCGGGGCUGCAAGUCCAUGGACCUUGGACACCACCCGCAGAGAGCCAGCAUCUGUGGAAGGAAGCCCCGGGGGGGAUCCGAGCAGCGCUGCUGGAGACCAGGGUUUCCAAGCAACACCAAGUCAGGGCCCAGCAGCAGGGCCCCGGAGGCGCCCUGAGGAGUCCUCCAGGAAGAGUGCUUUUCCAGAAGGCGAGAGUGGCUCGUGGACCCUGACUCCAGUCUUCGUCAUGCUGGCCCCAUUUCUGCUUGUGGCUCUGGUCCUAUGGCAAAGGCGACUCUGGAGAAGGAGGAGCUCUCGGGAGGCAGAAAGGACACCGAGAGUCACCCUGAUCCAGAUGACACGUGUGCUGGAGCUGAACCUCCAACCAGACCAGCUGCCCAACGUGAAGAAGCUGCAGGGUGACCCUCUUCCUCCUCCUCCUCCCCAAGCCAGCCUGCCUGUCCUGGAGAGGGACCCAGGACCCUGA